AUGGACGCUCUCGUUGCUCAGCUACAAAUGCAAUAUCGUAACUACACCGUUUCUCUCUACCAACAGGGCUUUCUGGAUGAACGUUUUACUGAGUUAAGACAGCUUCAGGAUGAUAAACAUCCUAAUUUUGCGGCCGAGAUGCUCUCUCUUUCCUUUGAUGACAGUGUCAAGCAUAUCGGUAACAUCACUCGAGCUUGUAAGGACCAGACAGGAACUGUGGAUUUUGGUCUGGUUGAUGUGAGUGUGCACCAAUUGAAGUGUACUAGCUCAAGUGUUGGUGCCAAGAGGGUGAAAGAUUUGUGUGUUACCUUCAAGGAAUAUUGUGAGGCUAAUAACUACGAAGGGUGUGUGAGAUGUCUCCAGCAGGUGGAUAUUGAGUACAAUACGUUAAAGACAAAGCUUCAAGAUAUGUUUAACCUUGAGAAACAAAUCAUUCAAGCUGGUGGUAAAGUUCCUCAAGUGGACGGACAUUAA
Molecule: messenger RNA, 474 nt
Organism: Eruca vesicaria subsp. sativa (arugula)
Lineage: Eukaryota; Viridiplantae; Streptophyta; Magnoliopsida; Brassicales; Brassicaceae
Source: the annotation of a GenBank genome assembly